Sinocyclocheilus grahami is the source of this 893-nucleotide messenger RNA. RefSeq names its product myosin, light polypeptide 3, skeletal muscle (gene mylz3). The coding region runs from base 99 to 554 and encodes 151 amino acids. Gene Ontology annotation, molecular function: calcium ion binding. Gene Ontology annotation, cellular component: myosin II complex; contractile muscle fiber. The record is from RefSeq and is a predicted model, not a curated record. The transcript has 6 exons. Lineage: Eukaryota; Metazoa; Chordata; Actinopteri; Cypriniformes; Cyprinidae.
CAUGGCAUAAAUAAGAAGGAGCUGCUCGUUGGCUCAGGACCACUUUCCUAGGACUUCUUGACUUCUGCCCCUCCGCUCCUGCACCCCAAAACUCCAUCAUGGCUGGAGAAUUCUCUGCUGACCAGAUUGAGGACUUCAAAGAAGCCUUUGGUCUCUUCGACAGAGUUGGUGACAGCAAGGUUGCCUACAACCAGGUUGCUGACAUCAUGCGUGCCCUGGGACAGAACCCCACCAACAAGGACGUGAAGAAAAUCCUGGGUGACCCAUCUGCUGAUGAUAUGGCCAACAAAAGACUUGACUUUGAUGGUUUCCUGGCAAUGCUGAAGACCGUUGACGCCAUCCAGAAGGGUACCUAUGAUGACUACGUUGAGGGUCUGCGCGUCUUUGACAAAGAGGGCAACGGCACAGUGAUGGGCGCUGAGCUGCGCAUUGUGCUCUCAACAUUGGGUGAGAAGAUGUCCGAGCCCGAGAUCGAGUCUCUCAUGCAGGGACAGGAGGAUGAGAACGGCAGUGUCCACUAUGAGGCUUUUGUCAAGCACGUCCUGUCCUUAUAAGAGGCUGUCCGCUGAGAGAGUGGGGAAGAAGGCUGAACUAUAUCUGCAGACCCCAUGGUGUCAGGACAUCCAUUCUGUUUUGAAGACCAAUCAAUAAAAAGGACUAUGGGAUGUCACUUCUAAACCAUUCAGUUUUUUCCCCUUUAUUUGUUUUCUACCCUCUCGCCCACUUUUUUUUUUUGGAAGUUACAUCAUCCUUUCAUGAAGUUGACCCUCCUCGCCUUCUUGUUCUGCCCUGGGCGGCCGUCCACAGUCGGAUGGAUACCGGGGAAGAAAGAAAAGGCCACUCAUGAAGUGAGGGUUGGUUUCUUCUUUCUCCACCCAUCCAGGGUUACAACA